Acanthosepion pharaonis is the source of this 4281-nucleotide messenger RNA. Lineage: Eukaryota; Metazoa; Mollusca; Cephalopoda; Sepiida; Sepiidae. The record is from the annotation of a GenBank genome assembly.
AUGGAUUUCAAACCGGGCGACAAGAUAUUCGCCAAAAUGAAAGGCUACCCACAUUGGCCAGCUCGUAUUGAUGAAGUACCCGAUGGAGGAGUUCGACCUCCAAAAGGGAAAUUCCCUAUUUUCUUCUAUGGUACCCAUGAAACUGCUUUUCUUGCACCUAAAGAUAUUUUCCCAUAUGAUAAAUUUAAAAACAAAUAUGGCAAUCCUCAAAAGCGAAGAGGAUUUAAUGAAGGAUUAUGGGAAAUACUAAACAACCCAAAUGUUAAGUUCCAUAAAUCAUCAGCUGCGCAAAAAGCAGCUGAUGAAAAUGCCCAGGCUAUGGCCACAGCUGCUGUUGCUGCUGCAGCUGCUGAAGCUGAUGGUGCUGAAGAUGAAGAGGAAGAGAUGGAAGUUGAAGCAGCUAACAAAGAGAAAUCAGGUGCUAAAGGAAAAGCUGGAGCCAAGAAACGUCAGUCAACCAAUACAUCAGCUGGUAAACCUCCUUCAAAGCGUGCCAGAAAAAGUACUCCUGCUCGUUCAAAAUCUCGUGAUUCCACUGCUGCUGCUGAUUAUGAAUCUGAGCCUGCAGCUAAUGAAGAGGAGGAAGAGGAGGAGGAAGAAGACUUUGAUGAAGGGUCAGCUCCUGACACAGAUAAUUCAGAUGAUGAGGAUUUCCAGAUUGAAGAUGAUGAGAAAAAAAGUAAAAGAGGACGAGGACGUGCCUCAAAGACAGGACCAAAAGGAAAAGGUGCCAAGAAGGCAGAAGUUUCUGAUAGCGAGUCUGAUAAAUCUGAUAAAGAUUUUUCUGAAGAAGAAGAACAAGACAAUGAUGAUGAUGACUAUGAUGAAGAAAAACCUAAAACAAAGGCUAAAGCAAAAAGGAAAGCUACACCAGCCAAAGGUCGAGGUGCAGGUGGUGUUAAAAGAGCCACUAAUCGUCGUUCUUCUGGUGUUGGUCGAGGUGGUCGUCGGCAACCCAAAGCUUCUGUGGAGGUCAGUGCAGACAGCAUUUCCUCUUCUAGUGAUAGUGAUGGUUCAGAAGACCUUGUAAGCAGUUGGAAAAAACGUGAUGAAGAGAGAAAAAAAGAGAUUGAACGGCUCAUGAAGCUGGAUGAAGAGAGAAAAAAGCAAGAGGAGGAAGAGCGUAUUCAAAAGGCUACAGAAGAAAUGAUUAGGGAGAGAGAGCAAAAGGGUGAGGAAGAGAGUGAGGAGGAAAAAUCUCCGCAAAAAAAAGAAAAGGCCUCAGCUAAAAAGGAAAAACCCAAAAAAGAAACUAAGAAAAAGUCAAAAGAGGAGUCAGCUCCUAAUAAAGGUCGUCGAAAAAGUAAAAAGGUAGAUUCUGAUUCUGAAGCAGAAGAUAAAAAGACUUCUGAAGCCGAAAACAAGACUCAGGUAAAAGAGAAGGCAGAGAAUGUUAUAGAAGCAAAGGAAUUAGAUCAGUCAAAAACAGAAACAGCUCCUACUUCACCCACUGCCCCUGUUUCUACCUCUGCUGUGACCAAGGAAGAGCGAGACAGUGAGGAAGAGGAUGUCAUUACUCCAAAGAGAAAACGUGGUGCAACUGCAAAACGAAAGAAAGAUGUAGCGGAUGAUGACGAAGUUGACCGUGUACAUGCAGAUGAAGAGAUACCUAACAAUGAGAAUAAAGAUGAUAAAUCCCAAAGCAUUCAAAAUGAGAAAGUUAAAAGCAAAGAUGCUGAUAGCAAAAAUAAAAAGAACAAGACACAAGAAGAAAAUAAGGCUAAAGCGAAAGAUAUCAACAAGAAGGAGAAGUUGAAAGAAAAGGUGAAUAAAGAGCAAGAAAAGGUAAAAGAGAAAAAGUCUGACAAAUCUGGGGGUGGCAGUGGUCCAAGCAGCAGUCACAAACCAGGAACUCCAUCUGCUGCUGACAGCAGGGAUUCUGCUGACAAAGAUGAUGAUGAUGACGAGAUUCGCAGAAAAAAAAUGGAAAGAGAGCGAAGAAUAAUUGAAAAAGAGGAAGAAAAAGAAAGAAAGAAAAAGGAAAAGUAUGAAAAGAAGAAGAAAGAAAAAAUCCAAUUUUUACAAACGGAAUCAACAUUGAUACAAAUGGAUCUGGAAAUCAAGAAAUCUUUAGUAAUAGAUAAAACAGAUGUGGACAAGUGCAUUGCUAUCAUGGAAGAUUUGGAAGCUUUACCGGUAACACAAGUAAUGCUUAAGAAGAAUCCUGACAUAAUGAAUACAAUAAAAAAAAUCAGAAAAUAUAAAAGCAGUGAAAAAAUCAGGAAAAAAGCCGAGGUUAUUUAUCAUAAAUUUAAGAAUCUCUUUUUGGUUGCUGAAGGAGAAUCUUUUUCUCAGGUGUUCAGUCGUGAAGCUGCAGAAUUUAAGAAGCAGUUAGAAAAGGAAGAACGAGAGCGAAAAGACAAGGAAAAUAAAGAAAAUGAAAUUAAGCCAGCUGAAGGGAAACUUGAAGUGGAAAAUAAAGAAAAUGUCAACUCUUUGGAAAAGGUUGAUAGCAGCAUGGAAACUUCAGCUACUGUGGAUUCUAAUGUUUUGGAUGAAUCUGUCAAAGAAGAUGCUAAAUCUGUCACUUCAAAUAAUGAAGAAGCGAAAUCUGCUUCAACUGAAGUAACUGAAAAUAGAUCUGAGACACCUCAAUUAUCUGGGCAAGCUGCAUUAAAUGUUGCUGCUCCACCAGCUGGGGACAAUGUUGCAGCAACAACUGGACAAGAGAAAAAGACUGUAGACUCUACCUCACCUGUGAUGCCAUAUUCUUCAGCUACUGUUGCCACCAUAGACAAAUUGAUUUCUAACUUAGAUGAUAAAAAUGCUACUGAGUUGCGAAAUAAUGUUUCAGCAGGAUCUGAUAGCACUUCAUCUGCUACGACCACCACCACUACUACUACUGCUGCUGCUGCUCCAACACUGACAGCAGCUACAGCUGAUAAUGCGAAAAAUAUCCCAAGCAGUGACCCUGCUGCUCCAGUUGCAUCUCUGGCCAGUGUGCCUGUUAAAAAAAUAUUUGAUAAUGUAGACUCUGUAAAUGCUCCAGCAGCAACAUCAGCAACAGCAUCUGGAAUGAAUCCUAGAACGAGGACAGAUGAGAUGCAUGAUAGCAUUCCAGGUGUGGCUACGUCUUUGCUAUUGCAGCCGCUACCAACCUCUGCACACUUGGUGCAAUCGUCGCAGCAGCAGCAACAACAGCCAGUGUUAGCUUCACAUCCACAAGGUUCAGCUGCUGUUCAGCAUCCGUUACAGUCGCUGCCGCCAUUAUCCUCACCAUCACUUCAUCAUUCUGCUCCUCUCUCUCAAACAAGACAGUCAGAUUUUUUACCUCAGACAAGCCACUUGUCUCCAGCACCGCAAACACUGCCCAUUGUGGAACAGCAGCAACUGCAUCAACAACAGAAGCUUUUGUCACCGCAGCAACAACAACUACCUGCGCUACACCAACCACACAAGCUUCAAAUGGAUACCUCUCCAAUGUCCUUAUCAAACAUGCCUGGCCUUGCAUCAUCUCAGCUUUCCCAUACCCAACAAUCACAUGUGCCAUCAUUUCAGUCAUUAGUGCAGAAUCAGUUGCUCCCGCUGCAACCAUCUGGUGGUGGUACUACCCAAGUAGUUAUGCCAGCUUCCCAAUCUAUGAGCCCUGCUUCAGCUGCAGUUCCAACAUCGGGUCAAGUCAGCGGGCUGACCCACCUGCAACAGUCACAUACUAACAGCCCAAGCCUGUUGUCACAGCCUCAGUCACAUGUCUCUUCUAGCAUCCCUACAACAACCAGUGCCACCACCACUUCCAUGCCUCCUCACUCUAACACUGCUUCAGCUACUACUCCUUCAUCAAUGUUGGGACAGCUGUCCUCUAUCCAGCCACACUUCUCUUUGGAAAGCAGUCAGUUAUCACACUCAAUUGGGCCAAGCAGUCUAUCCCGCAAGGUGGACCAUCACCCACAACAGCAGCAGCCACCACAAAAAUUUGUUCCUGUUGCUGACUUCCGAGAUGAAGAUGAUGACAUGCUAGAGGAGCACCGAGACUUGGAAGCACGUAUUGCCCAAAUCAUCAAAGGAACAGAAUCUUAUGGUUAUGAAGACACUCAGCAUGCUGCUAGCCAGUAUGAACAAAAUUCAAAGAGUAAACAUUCAACAGAAACCACAACCUACUCAACUGCAACCAAUGCUGAUGAUGAUGAGGAAGAAGAUGAAGAGGAGGAGGAAGAGGAAGAUGACGAUGAUGAUGAACCGGCAUUUUUACUUUCCUUUAAAACCCUUAUCUCCCCCCUCUCUAUCUAUCUAUCUAUCUAUCUAUCUAUCUAUCUAUCUAUCUAUCUAUCUAUCUCUCCUUGA